Molecule: messenger RNA, 1977 nt
Organism: Elaeis guineensis (African oil palm)
Lineage: Eukaryota; Viridiplantae; Streptophyta; Magnoliopsida; Arecales; Arecaceae
Source: RefSeq, a predicted model, not a curated record
UAAUUUCUCACAGUCGGCGCAACUUGAUGUAUGCGUCACUCUGGAGUUCAGAUUUUGGACCGCACUCUCUCUAUAUCUGCCUUUAAAAUCCCUUCUCUCUACCUCUCGCUUAUCUUCCUGUCGGAGCCCUGUGAGCCACUAAUUCCGGCAGUUCGCAGGCCAAAAAAAAAGCUAGCUAGCGAUGAAGGAAAGGGUGGUGCUCUACCCGGGGAUGGGCAUGGGCCACCUUGUGCCCACGGUGGAGCUGGCCAAGCUCUUCCUCUGCGACGGCUUGGCCGUCACCGUCCUCGUCGUCGACCCCCCAUUCAAGGGCCGCUCCGACGACGACUCAUUCAUCGCCGCCGCCGCCGCCGCUCACCCCUCCCUCUCUUUCCACCACCUCCCCAUCUCCCUCCCCCCAAAUCCCCCCACCGACCCUGUGAUCCUCAUGUUCGACAUCCUCCGCCAGGGCGCGACCCACCUCCGCGCCGUACUCAAAUCCCUUUCCGAGACCUCCGCCGUCCGCGCCCUCGUCGUCGACUUCUUCUGCACGGAGGCCCUCGACGUCGCCACCGAGGUAGGCAUCCCCUCCUAUAUCUUCUUCAGCAGCAGCGCCGCCAACCUCGCCUACUUCAUCUACCUUCCAAUCCACCACUCCGCCGAUCCUGGCAACUUGAAAGAUCUCGGAGACGCCCCGGUCAACUUUCCCGGCCUCCGGCCAAUCCCGGCGUCCCAUUUGCCGGCUCAAGUCCAAGACCGGAACGAUGAGUGCUACAAACGUCUCCUCUUCCACUUCGAGCGCUUACCGAGAUUCGACGGCAUCCUAAUCAACACCUUCGAGUCGUUGGAGCCGCGGGCGGUGACGGCUCUCAGAGACGGCGCCUGCCUUCCCGACCGUCCGAUGACUCCCGCAUACUGCAUCGGGCCGUUGAUUGCUGAUCGGAGAGGCAGCGGAGGGAAGGAAAAGCACGAGUGCAUCACGUGGCUGGACUCGCAGCCGAAGGCUAGCGUGGUGUUCUUGUGCUUCGGCAGCGCAGGCUCCUUCUCCGUGGAGCAGCUCAAGGAAAUGGCCACCGGAUUGGAGAGGAGCGGCCAGAGGUUUCUCUGGGUGGUGCGGGCCCCACGGAACGAGGACCCGUCCGGUAUGUCCAAACCGGAUCUGGAGGCUAUUUUGCCGGAGGGGUUCCUGGGCCGGACCAAGCUAAGGGGUUUGGUGGUGAUGUCGUGGGCACCGCAGGUGGAGGUGCUGGCCCACGAGGCGGUGGGGGCGUUCGUGACCCACUGCGGUUGGAACUCCACGCUGGAGGGAUUGUGCGCCGGGAUGCCGUUGAUUGGGUGGCCUUUGUACGCGGAGCAGAGGAUGAAUAAAGUGAUGCUGGUGGAGGAGUUGAGGCUGGCGGUGGCGGUGGAGGGAUACGACAAGGGGGUGGUGAGCGCCGCGGAAGUGGAGGCGAAGGUGAGGUGGGUGAUGGAGUCGGAGGGAGGGAGGGAGCUGCGGAAGAGGGCGACGGGUAUGGCAGCGAAGGCGAAGGAAGCGUGGGGAGAUGGCGGGUCCUCUCAGGCGGCGUGGGUGGAGUUCGUGAAGGUUCUGAAGAGUGGUGGCAACGGAGCAAGUAAAUGAUGAGCGUACUGGCUGGGACUUUGUUUCUUUUUCACAGUUGUUUUGCUUGCACGUGUCAUGGAGGAACGGUGUCUGGUCUAUAUGUUACCUAGUGACGUUAUCCGGUUAGUAAGCGUCCCCAGUGUAUUGCUUGUGAAUGGUGCACGGUAAUAUCAUACACCUGGUUGUUUUGUCUUCCGGCAUCGUAUCAAACACGGAGGAGAAUUGUUUGAAUUUUAGCCCACCCUGUUGUUAAGCGGCUCCAAUGAUCAAUUACGCCGGUCAUUUUGGGAUGUGAAACGAUGGGUGGCUGUUCAGUCCUCGUUAAAUCGUUUUGUCUUGUGUCCGAUUUCAGUACUUUAUUUUAAAAAAAAUAAAAUAAAACAUAUUAUUAGGAA